This is a messenger RNA of Pangasianodon hypophthalmus (striped catfish), 5704 nucleotides long. Its product is annotated as disintegrin and metalloproteinase domain-containing protein 10. NCBI's taxonomy places the organism in Eukaryota, Metazoa, Chordata, Actinopteri, Siluriformes, Pangasiidae. Gene Ontology annotation, biological process: Notch signaling pathway; membrane protein ectodomain proteolysis. The transcript has 16 exons. Gene Ontology annotation, molecular function: metalloendopeptidase activity involved in amyloid precursor protein catabolic process. Gene Ontology annotation, cellular component: plasma membrane; synaptic membrane. The record is from RefSeq and is a predicted model, not a curated record. The coding region runs from base 83 to 2455 and encodes 790 amino acids.
GAGAGAGAGAGAGCUGUAAACACAGGGGGCGUCUUACGUUCAACUGGGACAAUAAAGCGCUUUCUGUAUCAAUGCACUAACCAUGAACUUACGCGAUAUGACUGUGAUAAAACUGCUUUGCCUAUUGUGCGCUCUGAAAUCCAGUCAAGGUUACUAUGGCAACCCUCUGAACAAAUACAUUCGGCACUAUGAGGGACUGUCCUACGACACAGACUUGGUGCACAACAGACACCAGAUAGCCAAGCGAGCAAUCUCGCAUGAGGACCGCUUCCUUCACCUGGAGUUCCACGCUCACGGAAGGCAUUUUAACUUAAGGAUGAGGAGGGACACGAGACUGUUCUCAGAGGAUUUUAAGCUGGACGUGUCUGGAGAAGAAGUGGACUAUGACACAUCACAUAUCUAUACUGGAGAGAUCUAUGGCGAGCAGGGCAGCGUAACUCACGGUUCUAUUGUCGAUGGUAAGUUUGAGGGCUUUAUUAAUACACACCAUGGGACUUACUAUGUGGAGCCUGCUGAGCGCUACUUGGGGGACAAAAAUGUGCCAUUCCACUCCGUCAUCUACCAUGAAGAUGACAUUGAUUAUCCUCAUAAGUACGGGCCUCAGGGUGGCUGUGCAGACCACUCAGUGUUUCAGAGGAUGAAGAAAUAUCAGGCCUCUGCUGUGGAAGAGUCUGUCAAGGAUGCAGAAGUGGGAUCAGAGAAGGAGUCAUCUGAUGACCAUGUGUUACAAAGGAAAAAGAGGAUGGCGCAGGUGGAAAAAAAUACCUGCCAGCUCUUCAUCCAGACUGACCACCUCUUCUUCAAAUACUACAAAACAAGAGAGGCUGUCAUUGCUCAGAUUUCCAGCCAUGUUAAGGCGAUUGAUGCAAUCUACCAGGGUACAGAUUUCCUGGGUAUCCGCAACAUUAGUUUCAUGGUGAAGAGAAUUAGGAUCAACACAACUAGUGACGAGCGGGACAGGUCCAACCCUUUCCGUUUUGCUAAUAUCGGUGUGGAGAAGUUUCUGGAGCUGAACUCUGAGCAGAACCAUGAUGAUUAUUGUCUAGCCUAUGUCUUCACUGACAGAGAUUUCGACGAUGGUGUGUUGGGACUGGCCUGGGUGGGAGCACCUUCAGGGAGCUCUGGUGGUAUCUGUGAAAAGAGUAAGCUGUAUUCUGAUGGGAAGAGGAAGUCACUGAACACUGGGAUUAUAACAGUGCAGAACUAUGCAUCUCACGUGCCUCCAAAGGUCUCCCAUAUCACCUUCGCCCAUGAAGUGGGACACAACUUCGGCUCUCCACAUGAUUCAGGCUCUGAAUGCACUCCAGGCGAGUCAAAGAGCCAGGAUAAGAAAGAGAAAGGCAACUACAUAAUGUAUGCUAGAGCCACAUCAGGAGACAAGCUUAACAACAACAAGUUCUCGGUGUGCAGUAUUCGCAACAUCAGCCAAGUGCUGGAGAAGAAACGGGGCAACUGCUUUGUGGAGUCUGGCCAACCAAUCUGUGGUAACGGCCUGGUAGAGCCAGGAGAGGAGUGUGACUGUGGAUACAAUGACCAGUGCAAAGAUCAGUGCUGCUAUGACGCUAACCAGCCAGACAACAAGAAGUGCAAACUUAAACCUAAUAAAGUCUGCAGUCCCAGCCAAGGUCCAUGCUGCACCUCCGAGUGCACGUACAAGAGCCGGAACGAGAAGUGUCGUGAGGAGUCGGAGUGUGCCCAUCAGGGCAUGUGUAAUGGAGCCUCAGCCCAGUGCCCCACCUCUGAGCCCAAAGCCAACUUCACUGCCUGCCAUGGAGAAACUCAAGUCUGCCUUAACGGGGGCUGUUCUGGUUCUAUCUGUGAGAAAUAUGGGCUGGAGGUGUGUACCUGUGCUAGUGGGGACGGCAAGGAUGAGACAGAACUCUGCCAUGUUUGCUGCAUGGAGAAAAUGAACCCCAGCACAUGCAGCAGUACAGGCUCGGAGCGCCUGGCCCAGUUCUUCAAUAGGAAGGUGACCACGCUUCAGGCUGGCUCUCCCUGCAACGACUUCAAAGGCUACUGUGAUGUGUUCAUGAAGUGCAGGCUGGUGGAUGCCGAUGGGCCACUGGCCAGACUGAAGAAAGCCAUCUUCAACCCUGAGCUUUAUGAGAACAUUGCUGAAUGGAUAGUGGCUUACUGGUGGGCAGUGCUGCUGAUGGGUAUUGCCUUGAUUAUGCUGAUGGCUGGAUUCAUCAAGAUUUGCAGUGUGCACACACCCAGUAGUAACCCCAAACUACCACCACCUAAACCUCUACCAGGCACACUAAAGAGGAGACGAGCCCAACAUGCUAGCCAGCAGCAGCAGCAUCAGCAUCAUCACCAUCACCACCACAACCAGAACCAGCACCCUCAUGCACAUGGCCAUCAGAACCAGCGUCCGUCCCAGCGCCAGCCUCAGCCCCCACGCCACCACCGCCAGCCACGCGAGAAUUAUCAGAUGGGCCAGAUGAGACGCUGAGAGCCCGGAUGCCCCCCAUAGCACCACUACCACACCCUGCCAGUGCCUGCCUACAUUGGGAUAACGGUCACUACAGUCACUACACUACACUGCUUCACAGCCAGAUGCAGAGGAUACUAAUCCCACCUUGCCUGGAAAACACUAAAUCAUUUCCAGCUGUCAAGAAUUCCAAAAUUCAUAACUAUGUGCUGUUCUACAACUCCAGUUUGGUUUAAUCAGGACUUGUUACGUGUGGCCGUAGAGCAAGGCAUUACUCCAAAGAGUCCAACUGGACCAGCACAUGAAAUCCUCACUACACUCCCAGUUUUUCACUGCAUCAACGAGGACCGAUUUUAACAGCUACACACUAUAAAAUGUGCAGUAUGUGACAACACGAGCAGGUUUUUUUUAAAGCAGCCUUUGUCAAAAGUCAUACACUAAAACAGGAAUCGUUUACAAUAAUACGUCCAGCUCUCCGUAGAGGAUAUCUGGGCUAGUCCAUUAUGCUUCCGUUCAUUCCAGUCUUUAUACUGAGCCACUCGAACAUAGUGAAGAACAUCUCUGCGCCGUUUAGCAGAAGUGAGCUCAAACCACGUGGACAUUUCGGGUCUCUCUUUGUCAAAUCUCAGCACAGGAAGACAAUGAAAAACAUCUCGAACCUUUGCUUCAUUCCCUUGAAAAAAAAAAUUACAUAAACAGCACACAAAAUCAAGACUUUUCCGUUCUGAAGUUAUAUAUACAUAUAUAUAUAUAUUUUUUUUUUUUUUCCUCUUUUCUCAUUCCCUUUCACAGUUGGCAUAUUGAAAGAGUGCCAAGGUUUAAGAGACCAGGCACAGAUUAUUCAUCCACUGUUGUUUCAGUUGUGAUUCUCUUUCAAACCCUCAGAUAACAUGGUUUGAGAUGAAAGCAUCUAUUUAUUCUUAUGAUCAAGCAAAAGAUCAAGGCUGUUAUUUUCACAAUGCAGCAAAUGCAUACUGCACCGUUGUACAGAUUACAACUGUAUAGAGAAAAGAGAUUUGUAUUAUAUGUGAGAAAUAUUUCUUCUACUGCUCAGAGCAGAAAUAAGUUGUCGCUUUGAUCAAUAUUUCUCAGGACUUGGACAGAAAUAAAGGCACUGUACAGAUGAUUGAGGAUGGAGGGAUUUGCCAUUUGCAGGAGGAUAAGAGCAGGUAUACAUGAAGUCGAGUAGAUUGUUCCAUGUGACUCUGUACUUUUUUUUUUUUUUUUUUUUUUUUUUAAAUCACUUAUCCAGUGUUUGUUUGGUGGAGCGGUGCACAUAUCCUCUACAAAUCUCUAGUGUGAAGAAACAGUAUCCUCAUGUUUCCACUAUUUUCUCACCUUUUGUCACCUCAGAUUUCACUUGGUGUCCUAAUCCGGAAGAUUAAUCUGCACAGCUAGUGAAUACGUGUAUUUGAACGUGCAUGCUGCAAGUGCUCUAGGAGAGACCUCAGUCCAGCUAAGCUAAAUGUGUACAUUAAUAUGAAAGGUACGUGGUUAGGAUUUGAUUAUCCGUUUACAGUCUACAUGUAAGGACCAUAAUUAGUUUAUUCAUUGGGAAGAACAGUUGCAUUUACAGGUGAUUAACUUUUGCUAAUGGAGACACUUGUCGAGCCUCUGUGGAUUAGCCAGUGUCUUUAUGAAAUACCAGCAGCUACAAGUAGUCAUGCUGAUCUUACCUUUAGCCUUGCUUAAACCAUGUCAAAUUAAAGCAAAUCCACUGUUCAUAUUACAAUUUAAUAAGUAGGAAUACUCAGUACUUUACUCAGCAAGAAACAAACAAAAGCAGUUUAAAGAUUAAAACAUUCCAAAUUAUUGCCUGAACUUAUUAGGGGAGGAAAUAUUUCUGCUUAAAUCUGUAUAAAUUUAAUGAUCCGAUUGUUUAACGAUAUGAUGUAAUCGGUAUUCAAAAGUCUAGAGCUAACACUGAUAUUCAUAGCACAGUUUACUUAAAUUGUAAGUUUUCUUAAUCUAAUUAAAUUCUUCAUGGGAAAUGUUUGCCUUGCCAUAAUUGGUUUAUUUGUGUUAUACUUUUAACAAAAUAAAGACCAUUUAAAUUAACUAAGCAAACAUUUUCCCUUCACUACUUGACUCUUUAAAACUAGAGUUUACAGUAGCAUUUCUGAAUAACAUAUACUAAAUGAUUUAGUUAUGAAAUGCUAUCAUGAUGGUGAGGUGAGAUGUCAAGGCCUCGUGUAUCACCAACAUUUCCGCCAACCCAGCACCGACAUAAAGGUGCACCGUGUUUCUGAAGCCAUGCUGUAAAGUGGACAAAGGGGCGGCAGUGACAGGAGUUUCAGAGACUGAUAGCGGGGACGGCAAUGUUUGACCUCAGGUCACCUCUCACUUUCACAAUGAGAGUCUCACCCAAACAGAAUCGUUUGAGUUUUUUUAGUCAUUGUUUUUGCUUUCAUCUGUAAGGAUUUUAUAGGUAUACAGAGGUUCAGACCUCAACCUGGGGCCCAAUUGUGCUUUUCUGUCUUUUUAAAUGCAUUAAACAGAAAUUGUGCUACAUGGCGUGACUGGGCUGCAUUUUGUGAGAGCCACUGAUGUGAGAUCUCUGUCUUAAAAGGUCAUGGAGCAGCUUGAAUGCCAUCAGGAAAGCUGCUCUGUGGACACCAUUGUAAACUGUUGUAUACUAUGUACAGUUCCUGAAGCAUUUCUUUUAAAUUUGAAGAUAAAUAUGAGAUUUUGAUACUUGUCUGUCUAUUUUUCCCUCUUUUUUUUUUUUUUUUUCGAAAAUUUAAAUGUGACCAUAUAGUGAUAUUUUCUCUUGAUUCUGGGAACAUUUGUUUUUCUUUUCUUUAAUUUCCACUACAUUCAUCAGAAUAGGCUUGGAUAUUAGAACACUACUCUUUCUUUAUGGCAGCAAUCAGAAUAUUUAAAUACAAUGAAGUGCAUAGUUUUUCUUCUUUUUUGUCUGUUUCUCAUGUGGUGUGACAUGGAUAGAGGAGGAAUAUCUGCCUGUAUCUGACAUUUCUUUUACUGGUUUUUAUUUUGUGUAGUCUUGGUGAAUCUUUAUAGAAAAAAAAAGUGCACUGAAAUUGUCUGAAUUGAGUCAAAAUUAUUGUAGGUGGUAUAGGCAGAAAGAUUACAAAAGUUAGAAGCAAACAAAAAAAAAAAUACUACUGUCUGUUAAUGUUAACUGUGUUUUAUACAGUACCUAAAUUUUUGUUCACUUUGAACAUUUUUACUUAACAUUUCAAAACGUAUUGUGCAAAGAGAUGUAAUUUUGAGUACUUGAAAUGCAUUAAUAAAAAUGGUCAAUCGAAA